AUGGCACGAAGUCAAGAAAAAGCCCAUUCUAUGCUUAAUAGAUGGAAAUUAAUGCAAAAUGAUCAGGAAAUAGGAAACCUUCAAAUUAAACCUAAACAUCCAGAUCAAUGUAAAACAAUACAAGCAGCAAAAUAUUGGAGACAAAUGAUUAUUAAAGAAAUGGGACAAAAAGUAAGUGAAAUUCAAAAUGGUACUUUAGGAGAAAAUGCUAUUCGAGCAUUAAAUAAUGAGAUAAAUAGUUUAAAUAAAGAAAGAAUACAGUAUGAGCGUAAAAUAAAACAAUUAGGUGGUGUUUCUUUUGGAAAAAAAACAAAAGAGUCUGAUGAGUUUACUUUCUUUGGUGCUGCUCAAUAUUUACCUGAAGCAAAAGAAUUACAGAAAAGAAAUAAUAGAAAAUUAAUGUCAAAACAAGACAUACAAUUAUUAGGGGAAGAGUAUUAUGGAAUGGAUGACUAUGAAACUAAUGAUUUAUUAGAAGAAGAGCUUUCAAUACAAAAUGAAUUAAAACAAACUUUACAAAGUAAUCAAUAA
Messenger RNA from Entamoeba nuttalli P19, 531 nucleotides. RefSeq names its product cell cycle control protein cwf12, putative. The record is from RefSeq and is a predicted model, not a curated record. The transcript is spliced from 2 exons. Gene Ontology annotation, biological process: generation of catalytic spliceosome for second transesterification step; mRNA 3'-splice site recognition. The coding region runs from base 1 to 531 and encodes 176 amino acids. Gene Ontology annotation, cellular component: post-spliceosomal complex; catalytic step 2 spliceosome; post-mRNA release spliceosomal complex. Lineage: Eukaryota; Evosea; Mastigamoebida; Endamoebidae.